This is a messenger RNA of Ramularia collo-cygni, 711 nucleotides long. Its product is annotated as related to glutathione S-transferase GliG. The record is from RefSeq and is a predicted model, not a curated record. Bases 1 to 711 code for a protein of 236 amino acids. The transcript is spliced from 4 exons. NCBI's taxonomy places the organism in Eukaryota, Fungi, Ascomycota, Dothideomycetes, Mycosphaerellales, Mycosphaerellaceae.
AUGGCGAAGACACCUCCAGUCAAGUAUGGCAACGUUGACUAUGACGGCAAACCCAUUCUUUAUGUGGUCAAAGCAACGAAAACAUCUUACAUCAACUACAUGAAGGUGUUGAUGCUCGCAGAAGAGCUCAAGAUAGAUUACGACAUCUCCGUAGUCGUCACCAAGGAUGAGUGGUAUCAACCCAUUCAUCCAGAACGCUAUGUCCCAACCAUUCGAGACCGAUGUGCCGAGACUAAGCAGGAUCUCUAUGUCUUUGAGAGCACUGCUUGCCUGCAGUACUUGGCUGAUGUCUACGACAAAGAUGGAGAUUGGUGCGGUAGGAAUAUGAAGGAAAAGGGCGACAUCCUGUCCUGGAUCGCAUACCAGACUGCUGGACUCGRAGCAACUUCCAAAUACUGGCUGUACUUUUACGCUGUUCACGACGAGAAGCUGCCCAAGGCAAUCGACAAGCUCUAUGCCAACAAACUGAAGCAGUGGGAUAUUCUGGAGAAGCGUCUGUCACAGCCAGGCCAAGAAUACGUCGCAUUGAAAGACCGUCCCACGGUCGCCGACUUGGCUUAUCUCCCUUUCGCCAUGCCGUACAUGUUUGAGUUUAUGAAAGUCAAGAUUGAGGAUUGGCCGAAGAUCAAGGCGUGGUCGGAUCGGAUGCUGAGUCGUCCUGCUGUUCGUAAAGUGUUGGAUUUUGCUCCCACGAUAGGGAAUGAGGAAUAG